This is a messenger RNA of Liolophura sinensis, 3831 nucleotides long. Its product is annotated as F-box only protein 44-like. Gene Ontology annotation, molecular function: protein binding; ubiquitin protein ligase activity. Lineage: Eukaryota; Metazoa; Mollusca; Polyplacophora; Chitonida; Chitonidae. The transcript is spliced from 5 exons. The record is from RefSeq and is a predicted model, not a curated record. Gene Ontology annotation, biological process: SCF-dependent proteasomal ubiquitin-dependent protein catabolic process; glycoprotein catabolic process; ERAD pathway. Bases 90 to 1010 code for a protein of 306 amino acids. Gene Ontology annotation, cellular component: cytoplasm; SCF ubiquitin ligase complex.
UUUCAGUUUUCAUUUCCUCAUAAUUAUGAAUAAUGCAGAUUAAGCUAAAGGGUAGGAAUGCAUGACGUCAGAGAUUUGACUGCGUUAGCAUGGGAGGAAACAUUGCAAAAUCACAUAUCUUCGACCGCGUGACAGCGACAAAGCCUUCACAACAACAACAACAACAUCACCAAGUUGGUGACCAACAACAAGUGUACAUCGCUGACUUCGACAUGUUCUCUUUCGAUGCCCUGCCAGACGACAUUUUGGAAACCGUACUCAGUUUUGUUCCUGCCAAACGACUGCUGACGUACAGGAGAGUCGGCAAACGAUGGAGGGACAUAAUUGACGGACAGACAUUGUGGAGAAAUAAAUGUGAAAGAGACAAAGUUCUGACAGAAAACUGGCUCAGGUUCCUCUACUGUGUCCAUGGUGACCACGAACCGAUCAACUACCGUCAGCUUUACUUCUCCUCGCCCUACACCAGAAAUCUCAUCAAAAACCCCUGUGCCAAAGAGAAGUUAAAGUACUGGCAAGUUCGUCAUAAUGGAGGGCAUGGGUUUACCUCAGAGAGAGACCACCCAGGAUCUCAUUCUAUCACGCAGUAUGCGCCCAUUAAAGAGGAUGUGCCUUGUUGGGCAACUUCGUUUGCGUUAUGUCAGAAGACUCAGCUAGUGGAUCUGGUGGCCGAGGGUUGUAGUAUAUCAGUGCUGGAUCGCCUCAGGCCCCCAAUACACAUAUCAGAAUGGCAUUCUGCGAGAUUCGAUUGUGGAGGGGUUUACAGUUUAAAUGUUCAACUUCUUGCAGCUGAUCAUACUGUGAUUGACAAGUUUGAUUUUGAAAUUGACAUACCUGUGCGAAGGAUAUGGGAACAGGUUCAGCACACAUUUACAGGUUAUCCAGCUGGGGUGCGCUUCGUCAGUUUCACCCAUGGAGGAGUGGAUACCAGUUUCUGGGCAGGACAUUAUGGACCAAAAUUCACUUUAUCUACUGUAAAGUUUGGUCUCCCACCAGAGGAACAGCAAAACUGAGUCUGGCCUCCCACCGACAGAACAGCAAAACUGAGUUUGGAAUCCCACCGGAGGAACAGCAAAACUGAUUUUAGGUAUUCUGUACCUGAUAAAAAUUGACACGGAAGCCAAUUGACAUAUGUUGGUUUUGAAUCAGAGACCUUUCAGGUAAAGUCAUAUUUCCACUGCGUCUGCUCUGUUCUUUAAGAUUUCUAUUCAUUUGCAAGUAAUCAAUUUAUGUACUUUAAAGUAGUUAUCUGCUUACAGCCAUAUUUACUGUAUUUGACCUAAUAGUUUGUUCAGACCAAAUUACUCAUUUUUCCUGAUUCUGAGUUGUUUGUUUCAGUAUCUAGUUGGAAGGUAGGAUGAUACAGUUUUCCAGAAGGAUAAGUUUUAAAAGUAAUAUUUUAUGACCUUGUUUGCCUCUGAAAUUUUUGAAUGAAUGUUUAAGGCAAGUACAGUAUUGACAUGUAAUAUAUUAUGCCAUGGUAUCAUGUAAUGGUGGCAGAAUUUGUUUAUGCUAUGCGUUCUUUCAUUUCUACAUGGCAGUAUAGUCCUGUAUUGGAAGUCAUAUCAGAAGUGCAAUCUGUAGCCCUGAUGAUUUUCAUAUGAUUUUACAUAUUUUCAUAUGUAUGGGUCCUGUGGUACAAGUCUAGUCCAUGGGGCAUUCAUAUACAUGUACAUGUAUUGUAGAUAUGCUGUAUAAUGCUGAUACAGUAAGUUUAUACAGGUGGAUCGGGUGUAAAUGAUUUCAUCAUUGUAAACUAAAGAUCUUCUCCACUUCUGAUGCAGCUGGACUGAUUUUUUAAAAUUAUUUUAUGUGAUGGAUGCAUUACACUUAAAGAAAUGACAACGUCAUUCUAAAAGACCCCAAAAAUACACCAUGGUAACUGAAGAGUUCUAAAAACUUAAAGCUUUGGUACUUUCCAUGUACAAUUUGCCUUACACGUAUCUGUUGUUGACAAAUGUCACAUUAUGUAAAGAAGUUCUACUAGAAUGCUGCCAGAAGGUUACAAUAUAAUAUUGCCUUUUUUGUGGCUAUUUAUCUUGGCAGGGUACUGGCAGAAGUCCAUUAUCUAAAAGUAUGCAACUUCACAGUACACGUUACAUCAUCUGUAGAAGCUGGGGCCACCUGGUGGAGAAAUAUGCCAACCUGUUGGGUGGAAAUUGUGAAGUGAAUUAUGGAAAAUCUAAAUGUAAAUUUACAAGAACUGGCCACACCUUGAAGCUGAAAGCCCAUAUUUAAAAGCUUUAAUUUCCCUGAUCAUUGUUGCUAUGCAUUUAAGAUUUAAAUUUAAUAUUUUCAUAUUUCCAAGCAACUAUAGGACAGUUACUAUCAAAGACAAUGUUGUCCUUUAACAAAACUUUCCAUUGUCAUAAGUUUUAAAGUCUGUUUCAACACAACCACAUUUAGAACCCAUGCAUCAGCCAUUUCUUAAACAUUUGCUGCGCAAUAGAGAGAAAGAAAAAUACAUGGCUGCGCAGAUACGUCACAUAAUGUGUUAGAGAUCAAAGAAAAGUGUAAAGUGCAGUGAAGACUAUCUGUAGGAAGUUGCAUACUUCUUGGUAAUGGCCUUUGCGUACCGGUAACAGUAAACACAACUCAUACUGCAACAUCAGUCAACCCUGCAAAUGACGAGACACUUUGUUUGUGUAUGAUCCUAUCAGAAGAGAAAAAUAGGCAAUGAUACGUUGUAAAAUUGUACACCUCAUUGUGAAUUGCUUUAUUACAACACGCAAUGCGAUGAUCCCAAGUACGGCGGGAGAGGCCAGGCUUGUACUCACAGCGACCGCACAGGUGAGAGGCUCCUGAGGCUCAUUGUGCUGAAGCUUUGUAAUUGGGGAGAGGUGUAUGAAUUAGGAAGGCAAUACAGAUUACCUGGAUCUUCAGCAAUUAAUCCUUCUCUAAGAAACACAAAAGUAUAAACACUCUGUGUAUUUGACAUUCCCACAUUUGUCAGUUUAUUCAUCACCACAAUUGUUUGUUAGAGUAUUUCUGAGAUUGGUCACAGUUUUGUUAUCACCACAAUAGAGUAGUUUCGAGUUGGAACUCUUUUGUUGUCAAACGUAAAAACAGUCCUACUGUUUCAUGUGAAUGUUGAAAAUGUUAGGCAGCAUUGUGUUGAAAUUGAUGUAUCACCUGUCCCAGUCGUUUUCAGAGGCACAAAUGAAACCUCUUUCCUGUAGAAACUUCUCAAAUUCACAAACGUUCGGGUUCUCAAUUUUCUUCAUCAUUUGUCUACUCAAAAUUACUUUUUAUGACACUUUCUUUAGAUGCUCAUGUUACAAUGAAUGUGAUCAAAAAUACUUGCCAAACAUUUUUGGCAGGUCACAUGUUGGACUUUUUCUACCUUCAUCGAUAAAAGGGUUCAAACUCGAAACCCCCCUAUUGUUUGUUACAGUAUUUUGGGGAUGUGUCACAGUUUUGUUAUCACCACUCUUGUUUGUUACAGAGUAUUUCAAGUGAAAUGAGACACAUUUUGAUGAAUUGCUAUUUUGCAAGUAAUGUGUUCAAUAUUAUGUCAGUUUUUUUCCCACAUUACCAAUGUUUCAUUCCCCUUGUCAGUAUAACGGUCUCCCAUAAUAGCGAACAAAAGUAAAUACUGAUUCUAGGGGCUGGAAAGUCAGCUAGGACUUAAAUCUGGAUUAAAAUUUAUGUAUUUUAUACAUUAGAAUGAUACUGGCAUCAAUAUACAUGUAACUUUUAACAAUUUCUAAUCAAUUGACCUAUAAUGUUGGAAACAAAGGUUGUUCUACAUGUAUUUGUCCUCUUUGUUUAGCUGUAAAAUAUUCAGCGUUUGUUAUUAUAUUUCAAUAAUAAACUGUGAUGCCAUAAAUUUAA